Anthonomus grandis grandis is the source of this 2149-nucleotide messenger RNA. RefSeq names its product tripartite motif-containing protein 45. The transcript has 9 exons. Lineage: Eukaryota; Metazoa; Arthropoda; Insecta; Coleoptera; Curculionidae. Gene Ontology annotation, biological process: positive regulation of DNA-templated transcription. Gene Ontology annotation, cellular component: nucleoplasm; chromatin. Gene Ontology annotation, molecular function: protein binding; ubiquitin-protein transferase activity; zinc ion binding. The record is from RefSeq and is a predicted model, not a curated record. Bases 182 to 2092 code for a protein of 636 amino acids.
GAAACGACGAAAACGUCAGUCAAGCAACGCAUAUCGUGUGCAAGCGUCGCGACGGCUACGCUACCGCGAAUGUGUUUUCAAAAUUGUGUUUUUAGUAUCUCAGGUUCAAGUGUGAAUCAUUUCGAGUUUUUGAGGUUUGUUUUUAUGACUGGAUCACGUUUUGAGAUAAAAUUUAUGGAACAUGGAUAUUGAUAGAAUAUCCUAUAUCUUCGGUAGUUUCGCCAGAAGACGUCAAAGUAACGAAAAUGGAGGAUCAAUUAAACGAAGAUCUAUUGAAUCCGGCAGUCGGGUAUCUCAUGAACGAUCACGGUCAAGUCCUAUUCACACCAAAAAACCUGUGGCAAGCCCCAGAGCAAAAAGCGUAAUAGGAUCCACCCUCGACGAGCCGAAAUUCAAAUGUCCGCUAUGCAAAAGUCAGUUCGUUGAACCUCGAGUUUUGCCAUGUCUUCAUACGUUUUGUUUAAAAUGUUUGACAGACCUGGAGCAAAACCAUUUCGCAGCUUGGAAUGACGACGAUUCGGAUGGGGUAAAAUCAAGCAGUUCCCAUUCAAGAAAAACUAGCUCGGGUGGCUCAGGAGGAUCAGGUUAUGUAAGUGACAAACACGACGAAAGGCCUAUAAGAGGCAUUUGUUGUCCCUCCUGCGGAACUAGAAUAGAGGUACCUUAUGGAGGUGUAAGAUACUUUCCGCCGAAUUACUGUAUACAGCAUCAAAUGGUUUUGGCGUUGUUAAAUUCCAAAAAUACCCACUUGCUUUGCGACUUGUGUACUAGCGAUGUAACUGCUACAUCAAGAUGUAUGGAAUGCGCCAUAAGUUUCUGCGUGCAGUGCGAAGAAUACCACUUAAGGCAAAAAUUCUCAUCAGACCACGAGGUACUGAGCCUGGAAGAUGCACGGGAAAAAGGUAUUUCCAAAGUAAGAAGGCAGAUUAUGUGUAUGAUACAUCCUGAUUCUGAGUUGGUCUUGUUUUGUUCCACAUGUUAUCAGGCGAUUUGCCAAGAGUGUGUUUCAGUCGCUCACAGAAGCCAUAUUUGCGAACCAGUAAGCAAAGUGGCUAAAUCUCAUAUAAUUAGCUUGAGGAUGGCAGCGGACAAGGCAAAAGCUUUGGUGGAACAAUCUGCGAUGGAUACCAGUGUGUUGAGUACAACUUCUAAAAGGAUAGAGUUGGAUUAUUGCAAGAUUCAAACAGAGGUGGAAAAAUUCAUAGAGGAGUACAUCAAAUCCAUUGAAGAACACAAAAGUAACCUACUAGAGCAAAUUAGGCAAAUCCGCGAUGAAAAAAUGCAACAGAUAAUUCAGGAAAAGCUUAGAUUACAGAAAAAAAUAAGGGAUGCAAGAGACAUUGCUUAUUUCUUAGACGAUCUACUCAGAGGAGGCUCAGACGUAGAAGUUUUAAGUUUUAUUAAACCUGUAAUUAAUAAAAUUGAAGCAUGCGAUAAUUUGGAGCCCAGUCCUGAGUUAAAAUACUCGGAUAGCAUACAGUUUCUGCCUGACGAGGCUGUUAAGGACACCAAGAACCCUUUUAAUAUCUAUGGGGUUUUAACUACACAGAGUGUCUCUGCUGAGCAUUGUAAAAUAAAUCCUAAAGAUUUGCAAAAUUUAAGAGUAGGGAAAAAAGUAACUGUCACAUUGGAAACCAGAGAUAGCAAAGAAAACCCGUUAGAACGGGGUGGUGAAUACGUAACUGCAGAAAUAAGACAUCGGGACGCUGGCGUCUCUCGAUCCCUUAUGGUAAACGUGGUGGAUAAACGAGAUGGUACUUACGGCAUAUCGUUUGUGCCAGAUAUUGCUGGAAAAUUGGCAUUUAUUAUAAAAGUUAAAGGCGAACAUAUUCAGGGCAGUCCUUUUCCAAUAUUAGUGCGCAGCCUCAAACCCCACUAUGGAACAUUCCACUGUUGCAGCUUCUGUUCUAGCGGGGGCAGUAAAGAGGCUUCCUGUGGAUGCGAUGGAAAAAUGCCAGGCGGCUAUAAAGGUUGUGGACAUGGUCAUGAAGGACAUCCCGGAAGAAGACACUGGUCUUGUUGCGGAAACAUUCUGGAACAUUCCGAGUGUGGUCGGUCCAGAUCGAAUUCUCAGUAUCAGUUUACGUUGUGAAUAUAUUUUUAAGUUUUCUAGGCUACGGGUAAAAUAUAUCAUCAGGUUUUAGGAAAA